Messenger RNA from Pseudocercospora fijiensis CIRAD86, 2538 nucleotides. RefSeq lists its product as uncharacterized. Gene Ontology annotation, cellular component: mitochondrion. Gene Ontology annotation, molecular function: protein binding; oxidoreductase activity. The coding region runs from base 1 to 2538 and encodes 845 amino acids. NCBI's taxonomy places the organism in Eukaryota, Fungi, Ascomycota, Dothideomycetes, Mycosphaerellales, Mycosphaerellaceae. The transcript has 2 exons. The record is from RefSeq and is a predicted model, not a curated record.
AUGGCUCCUUCACAGCGUGUGGUCAUCAUCGGAGCGGGAAUAGUUGGCACCAACUUGGCCGAUGAGCUAGCGACACGAGGAUGGAAGAACAUUACAGUCAUUGAACAGGGCCCUUUGAGCAUGCCUGGUGGCUCAACAUCGCAUGCUCCUGGCUUGGUGUUCCAGACCAACACUUCGAAGACCAUGACCCAUUUAGCCAAAUAUACGAGAGACAAGCUUAGUUCGCUGGAGAAGGACGGGCAAAGUUGCUUCAAUCACGUCGGUGGAAUAGAGGUAGCAACGACGCCGGCGCGCCUGGAGGAGCUGAAGCGAAAGCGUGGGUUGGCUGAGUCUUGGGGCAUUCAGACUAAAUUGAUCAGUGCAGAGGAGUGUUCAAAGCUUUAUCCUUUGCUCAACAAGGAGAAAGUGCUUGGAGGCAUUUACAUUCCAAGUGAUGGACUGGCAUUGGCUGCCCGAGCUGUUCAACUUCUUGUUGAGCGCACCCGAAAAGCUGGCGUCCGAUAUCUUGACUUGACACCUGUCGUCGGUAUCGAGAAGAAGGAUGGGCGAGUGACAGGGGUGGAGACGCAGAAUCGUGGCACGAUACCAGCAGACAUAGUGAUAUCCUGCGCAGGCUUCUGGGGCGUCGAAAUCGGCGCCAUGGUUGAUUUGCCCAUCCCGCUUCUCCCACUCGCACACCAAUACGCGAAGACCACACCUCUCCCAGCUCUCAGGGCUCGAAGAAACCCUCCAAAUUGGGCCACCCUUCCAAUUCUUCGACACCAAGACAGUGACCUCUAUUACCGUGAGCAUGGAGAUCGAUACGGUAUUGGCUACUAUGGUCAUCGACCAAUGCCGGUAGUUGCAGCUUCGCUUGGGCAGACUCCCAAGCAGGUAGACGAGAAGAACAUGCCAUCUCGCAUGACAUUUACAUCAGAAGAUUUCGAACCUGCAUGGAAGGAGUCUCAAGACCUUUUGCCAUCUAUGAGAGAGGGCCAGAUCGAAGACGGCUUCAAUGGGAUCUUCUCCUUCACACCUGAUGGCGGACCUGUCGUUGGCCAGCAUCCGACUUUAGAUGGAUUUUGGGUCGCCGAAGCAGUUUGGGUCACUCACUCUGCUGGCAUAGCUCGAGCUAUGGCGCAAAUCUUGACUACUGGCUACUCAGAGAUCGACUUAGGCGAAUGUGACAUGAACCGCUUCGAGCAAGUACAGCUUGCACAGGAAUAUGUCAAAGAGACCUCCAUGCAGAACUUUGUUGAGGUCUACGAUAUCUUGCACCCAUCAGAACCCAAGCAAUCUCCUCGCAACGUUCGCAUCAGUCCGUUCUAUGCAAGACAGGUCGAGCUUGGCGCAUUCUUCUUGGAGUCUAGAGCAUGGGAGCGACCUCAUUAUUUCAAGGCAAAUGCGGGACUGCUUGACGAGAUGCCGACGUCAUGGAAGCCUGUUGAGCGUGAUGCGUGGUCCAACAGAUUUUAUUCACCCAUAGCAGCUGCUGAAGCUUGGAGGACAAGGACAGCUGCUGGCUUGUACGAUAUGACGCCACUGCGAAGAGUCGAAGUGUCUGGGCCUGGCGCUGUGGACUUGCUGCAAAGACUGAGCACGGGUAAUAUGGCCAAGAAAUCAGGCUCUGUCACAUAUGCCAUGCUUCUCGAUGAUCGAGGAGGGAUAAGAAGCGACAUUACAGCAGCGCGACUUGAGGAGGAUCUAUUCCAGGUCAAUGUGAACAGUCGCAUCGAUCUCAUCAAUCUUCAACGUGAAGCUCGACGACAGGCUAGACAAAAUCCGGCGAAGUAUGUCCAGGUUCGAGACAUAACGGGUGGCACUUGCUGUAUUGGCUUCUGGGGUCCUAGAGUCCGAGAUGUCAUCAGUGCUAUAAGUGCGGACGACAUCUCCGACAGCUCCCUUCCAUACUAUGGCGUCAGGCGAGCUCAUAUCGCUGGAAUUCCAGUCAUUAUGACCAGAAUCACUCACGUGGGAGAGCUUGGCUGGGAGAUCAGCACCACGGCUGAGAAUGGUCAGAAGCUCUGGGAUGCUAUCUGGAAAGCAGGUCAGCCACAUGGUGUUAUUGCUGCAGGUCGCAUCGCGCUCAAUGCUCUUCGUAUGGAGAUGGGCUAUCGAGACUGGGGUUCCGAUAUGUCGUCUGAACACAAUCCUUACGAAGCCGGGUUGGGCUUUACCAUCGAUACCAGCAAGACAGAUUUUGUCGGCAAGGCUGCACUACAGGCUCAGUCCGAGAAGACUGCGACCAAACGCCUGCGCUCGCUCAUUGUGAAUGAUGGCCGCUCGGUGGUUCUGGGCAAAGAGCCGGUCUACUACCGUGGCAAGCCGGUCGGGUACGUGACCAGCGCUGCUUUCGCAUACAGCAUUGGCAAGCCCAUCGCCUAUGCUUGGUUGCCGGGCGACCUCGUGGAUGGUACUGCGGUCGAGCUUGAAUAUUUCGGACGAAGAUUUGGAGCCACUGUCACUGCUGAUCCUGUUCUCAAACGAGGAGUCCAGCUACAGCACAGUCGGGGCGCACCGACGCAGAGCAGCGCUCUGGAGAUCCGAGCCAAGCUGUGA